Molecule: messenger RNA, 2985 nt
Organism: Oncorhynchus keta (chum salmon)
Lineage: Eukaryota; Metazoa; Chordata; Actinopteri; Salmoniformes; Salmonidae
Product: outer dense fiber protein 2-like
Exons: 18
Coding region: 361-2841 (826 amino acids)
Biological process (GO): regulation of cilium assembly
Cellular component (GO): centrosome
Source: RefSeq, a predicted model, not a curated record
UAAGGGCUUCAGUAGAGCACGUUUAUGAAUAAGGAACAUCUUACAUUGUUUAGGUUAGCUUGCUGGUCAUGCAUUUUGUGAUCUCGUGAAUUAGACAUUUCAAUUAACAAUUUUUGACAGUAAAAUAAAAAGUAAACAUUUUUCAAAUACAUGUUCAUUUAAAUGGAUAGUUGCUGGUCGGAGCUAAUCGUGAACAUGAUGCCUUUACUGUUAUUGUGGUUAGCUGAGUAAACUGAACUUGACUAUAUGGAGUUGAGUUUACUCAGCUUAUUGUCUCUGGUGUAUGACUUUCUGGCAGCUAGAGCAAAGUCUGUUCUAUCAUGUGCUCCAAAUUCUAGAUGAACUGAUUAUUGGUAAAUAAUGAAAACGCGUGAUUCUUCCCCACCAUUGCACGUUCACGUGCCAGAGACCACACCUGUACAUGUACACCUGAAGAGGAGUCAGAAGAGCUGUACUGCAAAGACCCCACAGAUGAAGAUUAAAGAGGUGCAAAUCAGAGGGGAUAUUGGGAACCUGCGUGCCAGAGCGAGGUCCCGGGCCCCCUGGGUGCCGGCCCCAGGAAGAACCUCCACUCGGGAUGACGCAUACAAGUGGGAGGGGCCUUCAUACUGUCUGGAGAUCAAACCUGUAUCAUAUGCUAAGCCUUCCCUGUCACCGCUGCAGUUGACUGACCUGUCUGAUGAGGAUAAACCAGAGCAGAGGAUGCAUAGCCAGUGUAACAAAUAUGGGAGGAAGAUUGAUGGACUCAUGAUGGAUGUUGGGUCUCCAAAGAAUUACGUGAGGCUGUGGAAGAAGGAGCGUAUGAUGGAGCACCAGUCAAAGUGUCUGAGCGCAUGCCAGCGUGUCAUCGACGAGCAGGAGGAGGAGCUGCUGGAUGCCAACAAAGAGCUGGACCUUAGAGAACGAGAGAAGAUCUCCAUCCAACACUGCCUAAGGAAGAGGGGUGACGCAGGCUACAACAGUGCUUAUUCGGGGACUCUACACGGGGAAAGACACAUGCUACUGAGGAAGCUGGUAGAAGCGGAGUUUGACGGGGUGGCAGUGGUCACACAGUUGACAGCAUUGAAUGAGUCCAUGGGUGGUGUGAAAAAGGAUAAGCGGUUGUCCAAGGCGGACGCUGCCCUGCUUGGUAGGCAGCAGGAGUUGCUGACAAAGAAGAUAGAAACAUUUGAAAGCACAAACCACACUCUCCAAGAACUCCUCAGGGAAUACCAUGAGCGAGAGAUCGAAUCAUUGAGGACGUCAGAGCAAAGUCAAGGCCUACUGAAGAGACUGGCGGACACAGAAGCAGAAAACAUUCAUCUUGCUACAAAACUCAACAACAAAGAGAAGGAAGCCAUACAGCUUGCAGUACGUUUGGAUUCUGAAAAGGACAUUGUGAAGACCACAGGAGAGCUGUCUAAAGUUCUGGAGUCAACCUGCAGCCAGCUUAUGGUUCAGUUACGCAGCAAAGAGACUGAAAAUGACAGCCAGGCCGGCCGGAGCAAAGAGAUGGAGCAGACCCAGGAGCAGCAGAAGGAGGAGAUACAGGCCCUGCUGGAGCAGCUGAAGCGACAGAGUGAAGAGGACAAAGAGAGUCUGAAGCUGGCCAACCAGAGGCAGAGGGCAGAGCACAGUGAGGAUUCAGCCAGACAUCUCUCUGCACAGCUGCUGGAGAAGGAGACUGAGUUGGCAGAGGCCCUUACCUCAGCUGAGAGCUGGUGUACCCGCCACUCUAAAGAGGUGACUGUUAAGAGCCAGCUUGAAGUGGAAAUCGCUGUUCUCAAGAACCAGGUGAGUGAGAUGACUGCACAGAUCCACACUGUGGAGGAGAAAGGCCAUCCAGAGAGGGAGGGGCUCCUGGACCAACUGCACCGCCUCACCUCUGACAACUCCUCCAACAAACUGCAGAACCAGAAACUGAAGAUCACCCUGUCUGCUGUAGAGGAGAACCUGAUGCAUUCCCAGUCUGAAGCCCAGCAGCUGAAGGUUUCAGUCAAGAAGCUAGAGAGCCAGGUGGAAAACUAUAAGCGCAAGGUUCAGAGGGCUCGAUUAGAGUCAGAGGAGUACUGCUUAAAGCUGGAGAUCUCUGAGAAACAUGCACAAGGUAUGAAGGCUGACCUGGAGAGAGAGAUUGAGCAGGUCAGGAGGCAGCUGCUGGGCCGUCUGAAAGAGCUGGAGCCUCUGCCUGAGAGGCUGAAGCGUUCUGAGCUGCAGUUGAGAGUGGCCCAGGAAGAGACACAGACUCAGGAGAGGAGAAACACUGAGCAAAACAAAUCCCUGUCUGAACUCAGACACAAGGUGGAACAACAGGGAUGUUGGGUGGAGACUUUUCAAGAGAAUAAUUUUAUUCUGGUGGAGGAGCACAACAAUCUGCAGCAGAAGAUAGAGAUUAUAGAGAGGAAACUGGAGGGGGCAAACUUGCAGAACAGAGAUAUGGUCCAUGUAAUCGGCAAGCGGGAGGAGACCAUCCAUAGCACCCAGAAACAGCUGGAGGAGCGGGCCCGGGAGUGCAGCAUCCUCUCCAAGCAGCUGGAGCAGGCCUUCAAGGAUGGACAGAGAGAGGCGGAUCAGAGCCUGGAGCGGGCUUUAUUCAAAGAGAGGUCCAUCCAGACCAAGGCUCUGGACCUGGAGAGCCAACUGGGCCUCAGAAAGACAGAGCUCAGUCAGUUACGAAGAAGCAAAGAGGAUAUGGAGCUACGAUUCCAGAAUCAGUUGAAGAACAUGAAGGAGAGACUGGAACAAUCUGACUCUACCAAUCGCAGCCUGCAGAAUUAUGUUCAGUUUCUCAAAGCUUCAUAUAGUAAUGUGUUUGGUGACUCUGUGCUAUCAAGCUCUCUACACACACACUUACCAAUCUGAUUGAAUAGUGUAAGCCUUAUAUUGUAUGAUUUUGUGUAUCAAUGAUCUAUUUGUUAUUUUCAGUAUAAAUGUACUGUAUACUGUUAAUCAAAACUAUGAUAAAAUCUUAAAAUGAAAAUGGACUGUCAGACAUGUUUCACUCUU